Molecule: messenger RNA, 2140 nt
Organism: Guyanagaster necrorhizus
Lineage: Eukaryota; Fungi; Basidiomycota; Agaricomycetes; Agaricales; Physalacriaceae
Product: AMP-binding protein
Exons: 7
Coding region: 162-1796 (544 amino acids)
Biological process (GO): amino acid activation for nonribosomal peptide biosynthetic process; secondary metabolite biosynthetic process
Cellular component (GO): cytoplasm
Molecular function (GO): phosphopantetheine binding
Source: RefSeq, a predicted model, not a curated record
CAUUUUCAUCAAACCCCGCCCAAUCCGGGAACAGAGCCUGUGGCCUUGCUGUGCGUUAGCAUGGAACAGCAUCAAGUUCUGCAUAUGCAUCAGAAAGGUGAAGCGGCUUCAUUUAAACUUCCCAUACCCUUCGUCGCAAUAUCUGUCUAUAGAACAUCCUCAUGCCGAACUCGCUAAUGUUUUGCGUCUUUGCUUUCUUCAACAACUUGUUCACGGCGAUUGCUCCAUUUUUCACCGCGUGGGAAAUUCCGUACCCUUGGUCGACCCUCUUCAAAGGGUCCGACUCCGAGAAGAGACAUGACUCGAACCUGAGCGUCAGCUUUGGGACCGUUGCUCGCAUCAAGCAUGCCUGCAUCCACGAUGCUUUCGAAGCCGUUUCAAAGUCCUUCCCUGCAGACCUCGCCAUUGUCGAUCAUGUUGGAAAUUCUCUGACCUACGAGCAACUCGACAGACUCUCAUUACGUGUGUCGUCCUUUCUGCGAACCAGGGGAGUUCUUCCUGGAUCGCAGGUAUGCCUUGUUGGAGAGCGUUCUGUCCCUCAUAUAUGCGCUAUCCUUGGUGUUCUUCGUGCUGGUGCUGCAUAUAUUCCGUUAGAUGGGCAGCUCAUCACCGACGAUACUCUUCGAGGCAUCCUUUCCGAUGCGGAACCAUCCUUUACUCUAUAUUCAAGGGUCUUCGCGUCUCGUAAAGGCCUAUUACCGCCUCAGAACUUCUGUACAGAGGACGUCCUGGAGCUCGUCAACGAAGGCACCGAAACACAGACUUCUUGGAAAGGCUGCGGCUCCGAUAAAGCUUAUAUUAUUUACACGUCGGGCACGACCGGAGCGCCGAAGGGAGUCAUCGUCAGCCAUUCAAACGUGACUAAUUUGCUGUCACUAUCUCCUGGAAAUCUAGGUAUUUGUCGGGGCACCAAAGUAUCCCAACUGUUGAAUAUUGCAUUUGAUAUGUGCGCUUGGGAAACCCUGGGAUGCCUCAUUAAUGGCGGAACCCUCUACCUGCGCGGACCACGACGCGCAGAUUGGAUUUCUGUGAUGCAGAAGGUCGAUGUGAUAAUUGCGACUCCCUCAAUUCUGGUCUCGCAUGAUCCUGUGGAUUACCCCAAUGUCAAAGUCGUUGCUACUGCUGGUGAACCGUGCUCUCAGGUUCUUGCGGACAGAUGGGCAAAGCAAAUGACGUUUUACAAUGCCUAUGGUCCUACUGAAGUCACUAUCGUAAACACGAUGCGCAAGCAUGUACCAGGAACCCCACUUUCAAUAGGAUUCCCGACCCCGAACAACUCUAUCUAUAUACUUGAUGACGACUUACAGCCAGUUCCAGUGGGCGCGACAGGCAUAAUUUGGAGUGGCGGUCGCGGUAUCACUCAAGGCUACUUGAAACGACCCUCACUCACAGCCACAAAGUACGUCCCAGAUCCAUUUCGAGACGAAUCACGGUGGAUGUACAACACGGGAGAUCUAGGGAGGUUGAGGGAAGACGGGCAAAUUGAACCUCUCGGUCGCCUCGACGACCAAGUUAAAAUCAAGGGAUUCCGUGUUGAACUUGAUGGGGUCACCGCAACGAUCCUUCGCUGCCCUGGAGUUUCAAGUGCAUGCUCUUUGCUCGUCAACAGCGAGUUAUGGGCGUUCUAUUCACCAGAGACUCUGAAUCCAACUGUCGUUCGAGAAGCAGUAACGCGCAUACAUCCUAGCUAUGCUGUUCCUGCCAAGUUCUUGCCCCUUGAAUGCCUUCCUUUAACAAGAAACGGCAAAACAGAUAAAGUAGAAUUGGAACGGAUUGCAGCGACAUCUGCUACAUGAAGAGAAGUGCUAGGCGAAUUACUAGACAUGUCAAGAUUUGAGGCACCAGCUACCGCCGGACAUUGGUGGGCUACGGAGCUGGCUUAACGCGGCCAGCCAAAUUUUGUAGCCGCCACGAUCAUCGACCUCAGAACAUGUAGCUCUGGGACGUCUCAUCCUUCUGGGAGCCAUGAUGCAGUCCGAUAUUUAAUCGAGGUUUAGAUUUUAAGGGAUGCGCACUGUCGUAAAAUGAAAUACCGUAAAUUCGACGUUAUAUCAUAACAAGUACAGAAUAUGGUACAUUCAAAACGUUCAAAAACUUGACGGAAAAUUUUGGCAGAAGAAAUUAUAAAACAUUGGGGGGG